Molecule: messenger RNA, 597 nt
Organism: Acanthosepion pharaonis
Lineage: Eukaryota; Metazoa; Mollusca; Cephalopoda; Sepiida; Sepiidae
Source: the annotation of a GenBank genome assembly
AUGGCACUCGGCUUACUCUUCCAUUCUUUUUCAGUGACCCACCCAUCCUUUCACCUUGACCAUUCUCUACCUGGGGCUCGACGAUUUCGCCCCACCCAACCGCGAUUGUUCACCUCGGCCCACGCGCUAAAAUUUCCUCUCCCAACAGGGAUUUGGAUGAGUGCGCUCGCUAGAUUAGGGGGGAUCUAUCUAUCUAUCUAUCUAUCUAUCUAUCUAUCUACUUCAUGUAAAACUCUUCAUAUCUAUCUAUCUAUCUAUCUAUCUAUCUAUCUAUCUAUGUGUUCAUAUCUGUCUCUCUCUCUAUGCCUGUUCAUAUCUAUCUAUCUAUCUAUCUAUCUAUCUAUCUAUCUACUUCAUGUAAAACUCUUCAUAUCUAUCUAUCUAUCUAUCUAUCUAUCUGUGUUCAUAUCUGUCUCUCUCACUCUAUGUCUGUUCAUAUCUGUCUAUAUCAAUCUGUUCAUUUUCUAUCUAUCUAUCUAUCUAUCUAUCUAUCUAUCUAUCUGUGUUCAUAUCUGUCUCUCUCUCUCUCUAUGCCUAUACAUCUGUCUAUCUAUCUAUCUGUCUAUAGUGGUGCAUUUCAUAAAGAAAAGCUAUUGA